Molecule: messenger RNA, 3613 nt
Organism: Dermatophagoides farinae (American house dust mite)
Lineage: Eukaryota; Metazoa; Arthropoda; Arachnida; Sarcoptiformes; Pyroglyphidae
Source: RefSeq, a predicted model, not a curated record
CAAAGAAGUUUAACUGGUCGAAAUGGUGGCGGCACUGGCGGCAGCAUUUGGACAAGAUUUUUUCGUCGUGGUUCUAAUCCAUUAAUGAAUUAUCGUAUAGUCAAAGUUACUGGUCCAAAUAGAUAUGAUGAUAAUUCAAUAGCGACAGCAAAAUAUAAUAUCGUUACAUUUAUACCAAAAUUUCUUUUUGAACAAUUUCGAAAAUAUGCCAAUAUAUUUUUCUUAUUCAUUGCAUUGAUGCAACAGAUACCAAAUGUAUCGCCAACAGGUCGUUAUACAACACUAGUACCAUUAAUAUUUAUAAUGGUUGUAUCGGCAUUGAAAGAAAUGUUUGAAGAUCUGAAAAGACAUCGUGCCGAUCAUAAAGUGAAUAAUAGUCAUACAGAAGUGUAUGAAAAAUCUUCAUUUGUACAGACAAAAUGGAAAAAUCUACGUGUUGGCGAUAUUGUUCGUGUACGGAAAGGACAAUUUUUUCCAAGUGAUCUAGUUAUAUUAACUUCAAAUGAACCAAAUGGUAUCUGUUAUGUUGAAACUGCCAAUUUAGAUGGUGAAACGAAUCUAAAAUCACGUUCAUCUGUUGCCGUUACUGAUGCCAUUUGUACGACAACCGAUUCUGAUGGUCGAAGAAAAUUAAAUAUACAAGCAUUUGAACCAAAUAAAUUAUUAUCAUCAAUAAUUAAUUGUGAUCUACCGAAUAAAGAGCUGUAUGAAUUUAUUGGAAAAAUUAUAAUCGAUAAUCGUGAAUAUCCAAUAUCACCGGAAAAUAUAUUAUUACGUGGUGCAAAAUUACGAAAUACUGAAUGGAUAAUUGGCUGUGUCAUCUAUACUGGCCAUGAAACCAAAUUAAUGAUGAAUUCAUUGAACAAAACAAUAUUGAAACAAUCAUAUGUUGAAAUAAUGACCAAUCGUCAGAUAUUGGCAUUGUUAGGCAUUCUGAUUGUUAUUUGUUUGAUAUCAGCAAUAUGUUCAGUACUAUGGACACAACAUAAUCAAUCACAUUGGUAUAUAGCCGAAUUACAAUCACAAGUUACAGCCAAUUUUUUUCUCAUAUUACUUACAUUUAUUAUACUUUAUAAUAAUUUAAUACCAAUUUCAUUGCAAGUUACAUUGGAAAUGGUACGAUUUAUACAGGCUCAUUUUAUUAAUAAUGAUCUGGAAAUGUAUGAUGCCGAUACCGAUACACCAGCAAUGGCAAGAACAUCAAAUCUUAAUGAAGAAUUAGGACAGGUUCGUUAUAUUUUAUCAGAUAAAACUGGCACUAUGACUAGAAAUAUAAUGGAAUUUAAAAAAUGUUCAAUCAACGGUAUAAUUUAUGAUGAAGAAAAUUUCAAUAAUUUAUUGACAAUUAUUCAACAAAAACAUGAUGGUUGUGAAAAAGUUCGUGAAUUUCUUACAUUAUUAGCCGUAUGUCAUACGGUGAUACCGGAACCUACUACACAGCCAACGGAAAAUGGAUCGAAAUUCAUUUAUCAGGCAUCAAGUCCAGAUGAAGCAGCAUUAGUGAAAGGAGCACAAAAAAUUGGAUUCGAAUUUUUACAGAGAACACCGGCAAAAGUUGUGAUUGAUGCAAUGGGAAAAAUUGAAAAAUUUGAAGUACUAAAUAUACUACCAUUCAAUUCGGAUAGGAAAAGAAUGUCGACAAUAAUUCGAACAUCAGAGGAUAGGAUAAAAAUUUAUACAAAAGGUGCCGAUUCAAUUAUUCAACGUAGACUUUGUGAACAAUCAUUGAAUGAUUUUUCACAAACAGAAAUCAAUCUAACAAUAUUUGCCACUGAUGGAUUGCGAACAUUAUGUUGUGCUUAUAAUGAAAUUCCGGAUGAUAAAUAUGAUGAUUGGGAAAAACGUUACAAUAAAGCAAUACUUAUGCCAGCCGCUUCGUUGGAUGAAAGAACAUUACGUGAUCAAGCAUUGAAUGCAUUAAUGUCGGAAAUUGAAGAGAAUCUUACAUUACUUGGAGCCACAGCUAUUGAAGAUAAAUUACAAGAAGGUGUACCAGAAACUAUUGAAACAUUGAUGCGUGCUGGUAUCAAUAUUUGGAUGCUAACCGGUGAUAAACUUGAAACGGCUACCAAUAUUAGCUAUAGUUGUCGUUUGUUGAAAAAUAUUCAAGCAUUAGAAAGUUAUCAUAUUGUCAAAGAUGAUACACUUGAUUCUUGUCGUGAAUCAUUGGUAAAUGCUGAAACAAAAUUGUAUGAACAUCCAGAAGAUUUUACUUUAAUUAUUGAUAGUAAACCAUUGGGUUUUUGUCUACAACCACAAUUAAGACCAACAUUCAUGGAGGUGGCAUUAAAAUGUCGAUCAGUAAUCUGUUGUCGUGUAUCACCAGCACAGAAAGCAGAAAUUGUCGAUGCAGUUAAACAAUCGACAAGUUCAAUUACAUUAGCCAUUGGUGAUGGUGCCAAUGAUGUAGCGAUGACGGCUGCUAAUGUUGGUGUUGGAAUAUCAGGACAAGAAGGUUUACAAGCCGUACAUUCAUCGGAUUAUGCAAUUGCUCAAUUUCGUUUUCUUGCCAGAUUAUUAUUAGUUCAUGGAUCUUGGUCAUUUUCCCGUGUAUGCAAGCUUAUAUUGUAUUCAUUCUAUAAAAAUAUUGCUUUAUACGUUAUUGAACUUUGGUUUGCAUCGGUUUCUGCUUGGAGCGGUCAAGCGGUUUUUGAACGAUGGUCAAUCGGUCUUUACAAUGUUAUAUUCACUGCAGGACCACCACUUGCCAUUGGUCUUUUUGAUCGUAUAUGUUCCGAUAAAGUUAUGCUUGAAAAUCCUGAACUUUAUCGUGAUCAAUCAAAUAUUUUCAGUAUCAAAUUAUUCUGGUUUUGGAUUGCUUCAGCUAUUUGGCAUUCAUUGGUUCUUUUUUGGCUAACAUAUGCUACAAUUAGUCAUGAUGCAUUAUGGGUCAAUGGAAGAUCUGAUGGUGGUUAUCUUUGUUUUGGAAAUAUCCUAUACACCUAUGUAGUUGUCACUGUUUGUUUGAAAGCUGCAUUGGAGACAAAUUGUUGGACACUACCCACACAUCUUGCAAUAUGGGGAUCAAUUGUUUCUUGGUUCUUUUUUCUUAUCGUUUAUAGUCGUGCAUGGCCAACGUUUCCAAUUGGUGCUGAUAUAUCAAAUAUUGACCGAAUUAUCUUCACUACAACUAUCUUUUGGCUUGGUUUGGCCAUAAUACCAUUUGUUGCAUUACUAGUCGAUAUCAUUGUCAAAUUAGUGACACGUACCUGUUUCAAAUCUUUAGCCGAUCGAAUUAUUGAAUUAGAAUUGCUCAAAGAAAUGCGUGCACGUCAACAUGUAUCAAUCAGUGAACGUGCACGUUUAUUGAUAAAUAAUUUUCUACCAGCCAGUAGAGAUACACCACAACAACAAACAUCAUCAUCACAUGAUCGUGUAAUUGUUUCUUCAUCGAUCGAAAGGAUAGAAUCAUUACAUCCUAAUGCUACAGAUAUUGAAAGAGAUGCAUUACAUGGUUAUUCAUUCUCACAAGAAGAACGAGAUCCAUCUAGUGCCGUUUCACAUUCAAGUGUAAUCAGAUUAUAUCCAAAUACAACCAAAAUGUAAAAUUUUUGAUCAUCAUCAAUUCAUCAACAUCAUCAUCAUCAACAUCAUCAUUCAUCAACUAUUCAUU